UUGCGCGCCUUUACUGUAUUUUGUGGUUUCGCAAACGUUUCGAGUCUUUAGUUAUUUAGUGUCCCUUAAACACCUUUAGCAAUUUGAUAAAUCGUAUAAUAUUUAUAAUAGUUAAUAUGUCCAGCGAAACAAGUCUGGCUUCCAAAUGGACGCGACCAGAUGAUUUUAUAAAGCUGCAGAGGCUUAAACAAAAGAAGAACAAAUUGGCAGCCCGCGUGAGCAAUAAUAACAAUAGGCGCCUCGGGCUUCAGGUGGAUGAGACUGAUAAAAGCAAACUACUAGAAGCCAAGCUUGCCCAAAAGCGGAAGAAUCCAUUUGCCAAAUCCACAGCCGAUGCCAAGAAGCAACGGGUUGAUCCAGAAGUGCCGGACCAGGAUCCUGUGGUCACCGCCUCAUCCUGCUUUGUACGGGAAACUCCCACCCGUCCACCGCCCGCCAAGUUCGUGUUGCAGAAGUAUGACCCUCAGGCCUUCGCCAAGCUGUUUCAGCAGCAAGUCAAUGCGGAGGACGAGGACGACGCGGAGUUGGCCGCCCGGCAGAAGCACACCGUCCACCUGCCAGUGGAUUGGUCCCUGAAGACGCGCGCCCGCUUUUUCUGUCCCACGGAGUUACCGGCCAUUCAGCUGAAGACCUCGCAACUGGCCAGCGGUCUCACCAGCUUCGUGCGUUGUAUGGAUCCGCAGCGUACGGAGAGCACUCUAGACAUCUCGGACGCCACGCGGUUCAACCAGUGCACCUACUAUUGGCAGCACCCGCACCUGCCCUGGCUGACCCUCUUCCCGCGCACCGCCAAGGAGAACGUGGGCGUGGUCGUGGGUGAGCGGGAGCGCAAGGCUCUGGCCGAGGAGUGGGACUACAGCUUCCGGGGAUUGUUUCAGCUGCUGCGGGCUCGUCAGUGCCCGUACUUCUACCUUUGCGCCAACACCUUUACGGUGUUGUUCCGAGCUGCCGGAGUGGGCGGUCGGGCCGAGAGCCACGCAUUGGUCACUCCUUCGACGCGGGGAAUGCGGCAGGCUCUCAGGCAGGAGGGAAUCGAGUUCAGCAUGCCUCUAAAAAGCGAGGCCAAUGGAAACGCCCACGACAAUAGCUUCACCGAGGAAAGCACUAGCAACUCCCUGGGGCAAGAAACCGGCGAAGAAGCUCCCACGCCGGCCGAGGAAGAUGAGGACGACGACGAGGACUGGCUGGAGAGCUUGGGCGUGGAUGAACGCGAGUUGCGACGCAUCCAGUCCUCGCAUGCCAGAAAACAGCAGGCUGCUGAGAUGCGAGAGGAUUUCAGCGACAACUCCCUGCUUCUCAUCGAUGGUGUUGAGUGCCAGGGAUUCUUUAGUUACCUCCUCAACGCCAAGAGUGCUAUCAGCACUGUGGGUCGUCUGGCCGGAGUGCCACCCACUCUGCUGUCACCUAUAGCCUUCCCCAAAGCCACCAUGCAGCACUUGGUGCCUCGCUCCAAGAAAGUGCGCCUAGAUGGCGUCGACUACUUCAGCGUGGACAUAAAGGGCCUGAUACUGCCCACAUUCCUGCCCAGCGUGGCGGAGCUGCUUUGCGAGACGCGUCAAAUGUUUAGCUCGACGCUGGCUAGCAGCACCAACACUCUGGCCUUUAGCAAGGCCACCCAAAAGCUGCUCGAGAGCCCGGAGGAGCCAGACAUGGAUGGAGAAGGAGAAGAUACCGCCGGGCAGGUCUUUGGCGAACAGAAUCUCUCCGAGUGCGGCUUGCUGCCGGGUGUGGUGGGCGCCAUCUGCCGCACUGGCCAACAUGCCGUCGGCCUUCUUGAGCGCGUUUGCUACCAAAGGGGCGAGGGAUACGCAUGGAGUUAGGGAGCGGUUCCGCUACAUUCUACACCUCGCAUUGAAGGGCAGCUCGCUUUGUUGCAUUAAUCUUAAUUUGUAAAUGUUGUUACGUGAAAUAAAAAUGUGUGCUAGCUAA
Molecule: messenger RNA, 1929 nt
Organism: Drosophila rhopaloa
Lineage: Eukaryota; Metazoa; Arthropoda; Insecta; Diptera; Drosophilidae
Gene: hd
Product: protein downstream neighbor of son homolog
Exons: 3
Coding region: 117-1820 (567 amino acids)
Biological process (GO): nuclear DNA replication
Cellular component (GO): nucleus
Source: RefSeq, a predicted model, not a curated record